Messenger RNA from Linum trigynum, 3677 nucleotides. Lineage: Eukaryota; Viridiplantae; Streptophyta; Magnoliopsida; Malpighiales; Linaceae. The record is from the annotation of a GenBank genome assembly.
UCCCUCGAACAAUACUUGUAUUGUUUAUGUAUAAAAUUAAAAACAAAUCAAAGAAUGUUAAACCGUACAAAUAUUGUUUGUGUAUCCUAAAUCCUAAUUGAGUGUUUUCGAAACCAGCAUUUAGCCCAAUUCCCCAAUUCAUCAAUUAAGAGAUCCCAGUAAGCGGCCCAAAAGCAGAGCGUAAAUUUAAGCCCAUCCAAUAAUUUUUUUCUCUUCUCCUUUUCUUCCUCGACUAAACUGUCCCUUCAUCAUCAUUCAUCACCCUUCUCCCCAUCUUUCCACCUCAGCCAUCACCGCCACCGCCACCGCCACCACCACUACCUCUUCCUCCACCCCCAUCAAUCCAUCCAAAUCCCGAGAACAAAACCCUAAUACCCAAUUUCCACGAUUCCUAUCCUUACCAUAUGCGUUAUCCAUAAUUCUCCCUCCCCCAUCCUCCCACCAUAGUCCGACCCUAAACUCAAUCAGGCGCCCUGACGGAGAUUUAAGGAGAGAGAGAGGGAGGAGAGGAGAAACGGGUUUUCGUCAUUUCUGUCUUUUGUUUGCGUUCUCCGCCGUUUUGGGUCGCUGGAAGAGCCGGGGGAAGAAAUGACGAGCGUGGGUGAAGUUGUACAGUGUAUUCCUCUUGAAGCACCGCUUGCAGUCUCGGAUUCACAGCCGAUCGAUGCCGAUUCCAAAAGCUAUCGGCCUAACGAGUCGGUCACCGCCUCCAACCCUUCCUUCGUCGAUGGCGUCGCCACCAAGGACAUUCAUAUCGAUCCCAUUACUUCCCUCUCCAUCCGGAUCUUCCUCUCGGAGUUCGCCCUCAACCCUCCCGACCCAGAUUCGAAGCUUCAUUCCAAAGGCAAGCCCACUAACAGCAACAAGCCCGGUGCACCUCGACGAUCCGAUAUCGACCAGCACGGCAACAACAUAAAUGUCAUGAAUGGGAGGAGCAGCUGACAAUGCUGGUCAUUUGCUUGGAGCUUUGUGGUUCUAGGUAAUUAGUUUGUGGAAUUUGCAGUUCCUGGGCUCUGAAUCGUAGUCUGCAAGUUAUUAGAUGGUAGUACUUUACUACUUUAUGUACAAUGCCGGAUACUAGGCUUAGGAAGCUUAUGUCAUAUGGCAUUUGAUUGUUAAGCUCAACUUCCUGGGAGUUUUGGAACUUCUUACGUCUGUCCUAGGUUUUCCUCCUAUAUUUAGCUGCAGUAAUGGCCUAAUGGGGAACAGAAGUCUUUUGCUGAAAGAAGCCUAUCCUCCUGUUUGUGAUGAGUGGCUAGAGACUGAUGCGGGAUAAUCUAUAAUUGGUUAUAUCUUACUGGCUAAUGAACAAGUUUAUUGUAAAUAUUCUAGAAAAAUGUGGUCAUUGAAGUGUUAUACGUUAUUCAUGUUGCUUUGAGUUUUGACUCUUGUAGGUAACCAUCUCCCUACAAGGGCUAGAAGCUACUCUUGUCAAAUCUAUCCUGCAUAUACGUGUUGCUUUGGAUUCGUAGGUUACCAUUUCCCCACAAUGAAUCAAAGCUACUCUUGAAAAAUCUAGCUGUCUUUUUACCUGUGCCAGUGAAUGAUGUAUAUUUACUAAGCUAUUUCAAGAUUUGAGGAACAGACUCAGGAAUAUGAAUUCCAUAGAAUUCAAACGUUUCUAGAGUCUUCAGGAUCUGUUUCAGCGGGUUCUUCCUGUUUAGGCUUGUUAAUUUCAUGGUUCAGGCAACAAAAGUUAGCCUUUGACCACUUUUAAGGGAAAUGUGAGAAAAUGAUUAAAAAAUUAAUUGUCUACUUGUCUGUUCAUGAUGGUGCUUUCAUUUGUUCAGGAAGCAUUUCAUGAUAUGUGGCUGCCCAAUUUAUGUUCACAAUGAUAUAAUGAAUUUUGGUUACUUUGUUUGUUUCAGUUUUUCUAUAGAACUAGAUAUGCAUGUCAUUUGUGCAUAUAAGUGAAUGAGCAACCCUAUAUGUGAAACUUCUGCUGAAUAAUUUUUGCUUCUCCACUCUAGUUUGGUUAGCAGGUCAUCCAAUAGGGGGAGCAGCCCAUCCUUAAGAAACAAUGGUCUUUAUGUUUAUUUGACUCGCCUUUGAGAUCUUAUCGGUCUUUAUUCCAAGUUAUCUCACAAUCUCUCUUUGAUUAUUCACUCUGCCAAGCAAUUAAAGAGAGAUUGUUUGCCGCCUCUUUAUGCCUUUUCCCCUUUUUAUUUGGGUUUCACAAUCUGAUACUUUUUUCCAUCGUUUGUGAUAUUGGGUCGAUGAGUAAUUAAUGCAUUUUCUGUUUUUUGGCUUUUGUUCUAUUGAUUGCAGGCCGCUUUUGGCUCUUCAGAUCGUACCCAGAUUUGUUUCCGUCUGAUCCUCUUGUUUCCUUCCAGAUCAUGGUAAUCAACCUUCAUACGAGGGGCCUUGCCAAGCUUCCAGGAAGUUCCAAAUUCAGAGGAGUAGAAUUUGAUCAUCAGAAAGGUGAUCUUAUGUUCGGUCAUUUUUUAUUUCACUGAUCCCCCUUAUAACCUCAAGGAAAAUGACAUCAAGAGGCAUACAUGGCAGAGCUUGUGGACUAUAUUUCCUCUGCCAAUGCAAAGUUUCCCGAGUCAUGCAAUAACUCGUCCGAAUGGUCUCUCCAAAUCUGUUUAGACCGCUACUUCUUCACCUCAUGAGAACAAAGCAUUGGAAGCAUUCAAUGUUGAACAGGAAGAGCCAUCGAUGGACCCCGCGUGAACCCACUUGCAAGUUGUGUAUGACUGUUAUUGAGGUUUGUGGCAUCACCUGAAACCUAUGCAAAACUAGCUAAACACUAAAUAACUUUUUUAUACUAAGGCUACUCGAUCUCUUUGAUUCAUAGGAACUGGGAGAGGGAGUAUUUUUUUUAUUUGCAAAGGGUCCUGCAUUGAAUCUAUGGCAAAUUGAAGGUGUCGGGUCCUUCAUUAGGAAGACGAUCAACAAUAUAUUUUACCGGUUCAUAUUUAAGACCGAGACACAUGAUGGGAUUACUGUGCUGCUGGUGAUUUUGGGGUGUAUCAUCAAUGGCUUUGCGCUGCUACUGAAGGAAGAGCACAAGUUAUUUCUAGUUCAAACUCUUGUUCUGUUGCAUAAAUUGAAGUGCUUGAUGAUGUAUCACCAGCAAUUCUCGUACUGCAUAACUCAGUUCACGGAGAAAGACUGCUAACUUGCUAAUACUUUGUGAUCAGGGGUUUGCUGAAGUAUUGGCCAGUGUCGAACAGUUUUGAAGAGGUGAUAUUCUUUAGUGAGCUGGAGGAAGUUCUGGAAGCUAUUCAGCCUGCAAAAUUUCAACGUUGCACAUGGUUCCUUGUAUGCCCAGAUUUAUUGGUGCCUGAUCAGUUCUCAUUUUCAGGUAUCUUAGUAGGUAGCCCCUUGAUAGUUGAACUGAAUUUUAUCGUUUAUAGUAACACUUGAAAUGGACAAAGUUGGUUUCUUCGUUUCACUUCCUUUCGUGAAUCAUCAACUGCUCAAGAUGGCGCAAAUACGAAUUUGGUUACAUGUAUCACAUUGGGGCGCAAAAGUAGGGGUCGAGACUACUAAAGCACCCAACCUUGUCCUGAUCAAUCCGCAUUUUCAUUUUUUUGUCAGUUUUUUUGCAGUUAUGUUGUAGGUAAGAUGGGAAACAGAAAUGUUCAUGGGGACAUAUCAGGGUGAGUUUGGUGCUUUGGUUGGCUCAAUCCCGAGUUUAGUGCCCGAUGUAAUACAUAUUGGUGAAUUCA